GACUGGGAGGAAGGGAAAGCUUGUUCUAAGGAAUGAAGGAACAAAUAGUUGUCACGUUCUAGUGUCACCAGAACGCACCCUGCAGCUGAACACAGGGUCUGUGGAGGAGACACGCAGUGGAGGCUGGCGACAGCCACGCACCUGGUGCAAGGAGUUUGCAUCUUCUUACUUGUGCAUCUCAAGCUGAGGCAAGUCUGGGACACAGUGCGUGUUAGCAACAGCCUUGCCUCUGGAGUCAGAUGGACCUGGGUAGACGUCUUAAUUCAGGGCUCAGACACAAGGAAGAAGGAUCACAUGAGGACACACUGAGAAGCCGGCUGACUCCAUGCCAAGGAGAAAGCUCAGGAGAAACCAAGCCUUUGGAAACCUUGAUCUCAGAUUUCCAGCCUGCUGAACUUCCCAGAUCUGAUUCCAGCUCUGGGCCCAUCAUGGAGAAGGACUUUCAAGACAUCCAGCAGCUGGACCCCGAGGACAAUGACCAUCAGCUCAGCGGUGGUGAGGGGCCAGGCACUUGUGGGCAGAAUCCCAGGAGAGAAAAUCCCUUUUGGAAAGGGCCAUCUUCUCCCAGGCCCCUCCGGCAGCGCCUCUGCUCCAGUUUCCGUCUCAGUCUGCUCGCCCUGGGCUUCAAUGUCCUACUGCUGGUGGCCGUUUGUGUGAUUGGGUCCCAAAGCACACAGCUGCAAAUGGAGCUGCGGACCCUGGAAGAAGCAUUCAGCAAUUUCUCCUCCAGCACCCUGAUGGAGAUCCGGGCUCUGGACUCCCAUGGCAGAGCAAAUGACAAGCUGACAUCCUUGGGAGCCAAGUUAGAGAAAAAGCAGCAAGAUCUCCAAGCAGAUCACGCUACCUUGCACCUUCACCUGAAGCACUUUCCAGUGGAUCUGCGCACCCUGACCUGUCAGAUGGUGUUCCUCCAGAGUAACGGCACAGAAUGCUGCCCCAUUAACUGGAUGGAGCAUGAAGGCAGCUGCUACUGGUUCUCUCGUGCUGGGAUGACCUGGCCUGAGGCUCACAAGUACUGCCAGCUGGAGAACGCCCACUUGGUGGUCAUCAAUUCUUGGGAAGAGCAGAAAUUCAUUGCACAGCACACGGGCCCCUUUCAUACCUGGAUAGGUCUCACGGACAGCGAAGGCUCCUGGAAAUGGGUGGAUGGAACUGAAUACAGAUACAGCUACAAGAACUGGGCUCUCUCUCAGCGAGAAAAGUGGUGGGGCCGCGAAGUGGGUGGAAGCGAAGACUGUGUUGAAGUCUUGUCGAGUGGCUACUGGAAUGACAAUUUCUGCCAGCAGGUGAACCGCUGGGUGUGUGAGAUGCGGCGAAAUAUCACUGGCUAGGAGCCCUGCUCCAGCAGGACUUUCUGUGCCCCGCCCCUGUGCCGGCCCAGCCUCCCUACUGAGGAUUGUGAAGGAAGGAAGCAGAACAGAGUCCUGGCCUGGGGAGGGGUUGAGGAAAAAUAGAAAAGGGGAGGUUUAACUGUCUGAAACCCUGGGAUGGCUGAGCUUUGGCCUCUUGCACUUCAUGUACUUAGUAUAAUUUUUGUCCUCUUCAAUGGAGUAGGAAAAGAAGAAGCAAAUACUUGAAA
Chinchilla lanigera (long-tailed chinchilla) is the source of this 1579-nucleotide messenger RNA. RefSeq names its product asialoglycoprotein receptor 2. The coding region runs from base 240 to 1331 and encodes 363 amino acids. Gene Ontology annotation, molecular function: signaling receptor activity. The record is from RefSeq and is a predicted model, not a curated record. The transcript has 10 exons. Lineage: Eukaryota; Metazoa; Chordata; Mammalia; Rodentia; Chinchillidae.